Messenger RNA from Staurois parvus, 351 nucleotides. The record is from the annotation of a GenBank genome assembly. NCBI's taxonomy places the organism in Eukaryota, Metazoa, Chordata, Amphibia, Anura, Ranidae.
AUGCAGACUGCUUCUACAAACAUUUGUGAAAGAAUGGAUCGCUUUCAGCUCAGUGAAUACAAACGUGGUACUGUGAUAGGUUGCCACCUGGGCAAUAAGUCCAUCCGUAAAAUUUCCUUGCUACUAAAUAUUCCACAGUCAACUGUUCGUGGUAUUAUAACAAAGUCGAAGCAACUGGGAACAACAGCAACUCAGCCACAAAGUGAGCAGAGUCAGCACAUGCUGAAGCGCACAGUAUGCAGAAGUCGCCAACUGUCUGCAGAGUCAAUAGAUAAAGACAUCCAAACAUCAUGUGACCUUUGGAUUAGCACAACACUGCGUAGAGAGCUUCAUGGAAUGGGUUUCCAUGGC